Aspergillus mulundensis is the source of this 1473-nucleotide messenger RNA. RefSeq lists its product as uncharacterized. The coding region runs from base 1 to 1473 and encodes 490 amino acids. The record is from RefSeq and is a predicted model, not a curated record. Lineage: Eukaryota; Fungi; Ascomycota; Eurotiomycetes; Eurotiales; Aspergillaceae. The transcript has 2 exons.
AUGACACAUACGCAGGGAGUCGCAGAAAAACGACUCAGAGGCGGCACCAAAAAGUCCCGGACAGGCUGCCGUACUUGCCGGAUCAUCCCCCGAAAAGAUAAGGGCCAACUGCAGAGUCUACCCCUGGAGAUCACCGAUGGCUUUCGCUGGGCGGUAACAACAGAUGAGCGGCGAUGCUACUCGUACUUUCAGCAUUACACGGUUCCGACACUCUCGGACUCUUUCGACUCGCGCCUUUGGCAGGAAGUACUUUGCCACAUGAGCCAGUCAGACCCUGCAGUUUAUCAUGCCGUCAUUGCCCUGAGCGCCGUACACCAAGACUCCGAGACACACGGUAUGCCUCUACCGGGACAAGACCUCAAGAACGAGUGGCAUCUAUUCGCGCUUGAGCAAUGCGGACGAUCUUUCGCUUUGCUCAGCCGGCGCCAAUCGUCGCAGGAUCCGCGGUUUCGAGAGGUAAUGCUUAUAUGCUGCCUCUUGUUUGUCAUGAUACAGUUGCUGCGUGGCCAAUACGACGACGCGUUUUUACAUCUACAGAGUGGUCUGAAAGUCCUUAACGAGGCCAUGGUCUCAGACUCUUCCGAAAGGCCUAUUGCGCCAUGUAUAGUCGCCGCCUUCGCCAAUCUCGAAGCACAGGCUGUACAAUACGGAGCUUGCAAAGAUUUCAGCGCAAAUAAGGGAGUUGCUUACCCAGCGGGUUACAUGGACAAUUUGACAGCGUUCAAUAAUCUGAGCGAGGCACGCCAAGCGUUCGACUUCUUGACCAGCACUGCGUUCCGAUUUGUGUUCCUGUGCAAAGACCUGUCGGAAGAGGAAAUUCUCACGGACUAUGAUUUCUUCCAAUCUCAGCAGCUGCAGGUUCUAUCCCAGUUCGGUAUAUUCGGCCACCGCUUUGAGCCGUUCUGCUCAUGUAGCACUCUUCCUCCGGAUGAGCGAAGGGGAGCAGACGUAUUGCGUAUACAACUCCGCAGUCUCGGCCUCCAGAUCAGGUUAGCUCUCGUACGCGAUGAGACCGUACUAGACUGUUACAAUUCGGAGUAUGAGGCACAUGUCAACAUGAUCGUGGGACUCUUAAGCAAGUACCCGGUCGUCCGCCCGACCGUCGUUUUGGAAGCUGGCAUUAUUUCUCCGUUAUACUUUGCGGCUCUGUGGUGUCGCGACUACAGCGUCCGGCAUCGUGCGAUAGACAUCCUUCUAUCCUGGCCCCACCGGGAGGGUGCAUUCGAUGCCAACUGGGCCGCCUUACAAGCUCUGCAACGGAUGAGUGUUGAGCUUUCUAUUGAGCCCGAGCUGGUCGCCGCGGCCGACAUCCCUUGUCUGAUGUCCGAUCAAAAUGGAGACAGAUGGGUACCGAUCAAUUGCAAUGGUAUUGCGUUCGAGGAUGCCCUGAGCUAUGCAAAGGUUAUGCUAGAUCGGCCUUGCUUCCAGACUGUAAGGAAGUGGGUGCCGGCAGUAGUAUACGACUCGCCAUAG